AUGCCUCCAACGAGGGGAGCGACGUCCAAGGACGCCGACAUCGCCGGCACCAACCGAAGUGGAUGCAGUGCUUUCGCGCGGAGUUCACCCAAAACCAAGUCGUUGAAGCCUAUCCACGAAGGCGAAGAAGACACGCCCGCGUCGCAGCACACCAACGCCACCGCACGAAGCCAACCUUCAGGACGCGCCUCACGGCCGCCCACGCAGUCGUGCCCUACCGCCCGCACGGCCAGGGCAGAGCAGCCAAAACGGGAGCCGCCGCUCCGGCCUUCACGCGCAGCAGCAGAGCCAACACCUCACGUCAACUCGCUGCUCGCCGCGGGGCGCCGGACAGCGCCCCGACCACCAGAAGAGCGGCGCCGCCGCGCCGCGUCCAUGCGCCAUGGCACACCUCUACCAUGGGCUGCAGGCUAUGGCAGCCUGCCACACACAGUGGCCCACCACAGAAGCCGGGUCGCGGACGAAACUGGGGGCGGCCACCACACGACCACCAUGCCGAGGCACCCCCGAGAUCCCUCAACCUCCAUGCAACCGAUGCAUCGAGGCACCACCCCGCCGCCGACCAUCCAAACGCCAUCGCUUCCCGGGACGGCCGUCCCGGCCUCCCCUCCGCCGCCUUGCGAGCAUCAUCCCGGGGCCGCUGCCCCGGCGUCCUCAAUGUAG
This is a messenger RNA of Lolium perenne, 663 nucleotides long. The record is from RefSeq and is a predicted model, not a curated record. NCBI's taxonomy places the organism in Eukaryota, Viridiplantae, Streptophyta, Magnoliopsida, Poales, Poaceae.